AUCACUUCCGUCACCACAUGCGCAGUGAAUUUUAAAUUGUCAAUAAACCGCUAGCAGGUGAUCACUGAUGUAAAUCUUAGAAUACACAAGAUGUGAUAAGGUGGAAGAAUGACACAGUUAUUUUACAUAAUUGGUGACAAUUAUUUAUUGGAAUCCAGAUUAAGGUGCAGGAUAGGCAGGAACUAUAUUGUAUAUUACAUGUGUUGAAGACAGAGGAUACAUGAAACUAUGAUCAUGUGAUUUACAGAUUCAAUGAAGAUGGACUAUCCAUCGCCUUGUAACCAUCAUGUCAGAGUUCCAAGUUGUGAUUUCCCCAAACUUCCGAAGCAGCUUGAUGAAAUCCAGUCUGCAAAUGAAUUUCCAUUGUUCCGACACCGCUGGAAUUCCAAUGAAGAGGUGGCAGCUAUACUGACCGCAUUUGACAAGCAUAAAGAAUGGAUGUCAUUAGAGGUCAAAAUCAGGCCCCCAAGUGGUUCUAUGAUACUGUACAGCAGAAAGAAAGUCAGAUACAAAAAGGAUGGUUACUGCUGGAAGAAAAGAAAAGGUGGAAAAAAUAUAAGAGAAGAUCAUAUGAAGCUCAAAGUUCAAGGGUUAGAGUGUAUUUACGGUUCCUAUGUACAUUCAGAUAUUCUACCAACUUUCCAUAGAAGAUGUUACUGGUUGUUACAGAACCCUGACAUUGUGUUAAUUCAUUAUUUAAAUGUCCCCUAUCCUGAUGAUGGCAAGGUAAAAAUUCCCAUGAUGCCUUGUUCUGUAGAGAAGAAAGAAUGGACAAAAGAAGAAUUAGUAGAACAGCUAAGACCAAUGUUUUCUGCUGGAAGCUCAGAUCAAAUGCUAGAAGAAACAGUAGAAAAACUUGUGAAGCACCUUAUACAGUACCAUGAAAGUCAAGACAAGUCCAAAGGUCAAAAUAUAGGAUACAAGAAGAUAAGUUGUCAUUCCAAGCCAGGAGAUGGGGCCAGUUCAACAGGGGAUCCAUCUUCGGCCUCUAUUCCUGAUGAUUCUCAGUGUAAAGACAUUUUAAUGAACACAGUUUGCCAGCUGAAUGCUAAAACACAACAGUCUUUCCCUCAGGCAAACCAUCCAAGACAUUCAGGAGUCUUACAUAUCCAGCCUAAAGACAGUGAUUCUAUUCCUUGCUCACAAAAUCUCACUCAAGCUCCAUUUUUGCUCAGUGUGAGUCAGUUGCCAACGACGAGUUAUUUGCUGCUGAGUGGAGGAGGAGUAGCCUCGAACACUGUUUCAUCAGUCACCGUAACAUCUGGUUGCCAACAGCAACCAAUUCCUCAUGUUUUGGACCAGCCCAUUAAUCAUAUGUCUCAUCCUAUCCAAGUACCUCACAAUAUUCCGGGGCAGCUGAAUUUAUUUGCUCAUCCUAACUCUACAGAUCCUGAUCCUCAUAAAACACAAAUGGUAUAUUCUGAGGCACAGAAUUUUAUGCCUACUUCCUGUACACAGACUAAAACAGAUACUGGACAUGUGCCUCAUCUAAGGAAUGUGUCGGCCGAUGAUAUACAGGAUCUCAUACAUUCAUCAUAUCCUGUGGAAACAACUAACAAUUACCCUAACUUCCCACAAGUAUUGAGUGACAAUAACAAUACAGGGUUGCCAUUGACAACAUCUGACUUCAAUAUUCUAGAUAACUUAGAUUUUGAGAUUUCUGAAAUAGAAAAACUUUACAAUGAUCUCAGUGGACAGCCAGAUACUCACAGAUUGAAAGGCAAUGGCAUUCAUAAAAAUAAUACAUGUGAUCAAGAAUUAACCAAUGAAAUUAACUUAUUUAACAGUGACCUUGUUCAGUCAUGUCAAGUUCAACCUGAACAAAAUUUUCCAGACAUAUCAGCUAUCUGUGAUAACAAGACUGUAAAUAAUGGUAAAGGGUUGUCAGGACAAAAAGGGGAGGAACAAAAAAUCCUGGAUUACUCUCCAGAGUGGUCAAAAUCUCAGGGAGGAGAAAAGGUAUUAGUUGUAGGCCCGUGGUGUUCCUUGUCGUCUCAUUAUUUGUGUUUAUUUGAUAGUAAACCGGUACCAACAACAUUAAUACAGCCAGGUGUACUGAGGUGUCAUUCUCCAGCACACCAUGAAGGAGUAGCAUCAUUACAAGUCAGCUGUGAUGGUCAUGUGAUCUCAAAUUCAGUACCAUUUAAAUAUCUGUCACGUGAUGAUAAAAAUAAACACAAAAAUAACUGGUUCUCUAUUUCUGAUGAUGAACUUAAGCUCUUGUUGUUAGAAAGACUAUUUGUGAUACAGGAAAAACUGAAGAAAUCAAUGUCUCGUCAACCUAUCCAAAAGCUGAAAGAAGAAAUAAAAGCAGAUCAUUUUGAAAAGAAGGUUGUUUUAUAUGUAAAAUCGUUAAUUUCCAAGCCCUGGGGCAACAUGACAGUGUUUCCAAAACAAGGAAAGCGUAACAUGACAUUACUUCACAUAGCAGCAGCCCUCGGGUAUCAGGCAUUGGUUCAUUCACUCAUUGUAUGGAGGACAGAUAAUCCCUCCUGGGUACUGGACUGUCAGGUAGAUUCUCAUGCAUUGGAUGAUAUGUCAUGUACACCAUUGGUAUGGGCAUGUGCAAAAGGUUACAUAUCAACAGUGCAAUUCCUCUACCAUUGGAAUCCUGAUUCAAUACAUAUCAUGACCAAAGAUCAAUUGUCUCCUUUUGCAGUUGCUAAAAAAUUUGGUCACAUCUCAGUUGUCAAUGAGUUGUCUUCCCUUACAGGGAAAUCUAGCAACCUGUCUUCCCCUUCAAAACAAAUAGAUUCUUCCAAGGCUUAUAUUACCCCUGCUGAUAAAAUGGAAGAUAAUAGUGUGUUCAAGUCACCAAAUUCUGUGUUGGGAAGUCUACAUAUAGACAUUCCAGGCCAGUAUGUGCAGUCAAUGAAAAGCAAUAGACCUAAACAUUCCCUGCAAUCUAGUCGACGUAAACUUGCCAAGCAUUUCUCCAUUGAUUGUACACCAGAAGAUUUCAGUUAUACGCCACCUAGUCAGUAUGAAAGGCCAGUCAGGGAAACUAACUCUGAACCUAGACUUUGUUCAGUCUCAAGUGCUUUGACGAGUACAAAAAAUCCAAUGCUUUACAAUCCUGGAAGAGAUCUGACCUCUCCAGACAUAUUAAUUAAACCAGACGAGGACCACAAAACAGCAAUGGACCAUACUGAAACACCAUCAGUCCAUGUAACAGGAACUACUUGUGUAGAAAUGGACACAGAUUUGGAUGACAACAUGUCCGAUGAAUCCUUCUCAAGUCAAGGGAGCCCGUAUAUUGAUGUGGAACGUUUGUCUUCUGAUGACGAGGGUCAUGCCACUAGAAAUAGAACAGAUAGAUUAUCUAUCAGUGGUGACAGCAGUGAGGAUGCCAAGAGGCAGAUGGUCAACCUUGCUCAACAAAUCAUUGCAGCCAUGCCAAUGAGGAUCAAAUUAUCUCCAAGUCGUGUUGAUGAUGCUGCUGAGUUUGCUGCCCGUGAGAGGAGUAGUUCGUACAGUUCAAUACCGUCACAGCCAUCUCCCCAUGCCUCGUCAUAUGAAGAGGAUUCUGGGAUAUCUACUCCAAUGGGUGAUGGAUUUGCUUUUGAUGAAUACAGAUAUUCUGAUCUUGGCACACCAGCUUCCUCUCUCAACAGUCCAGAGUCUACCUGUAUUCCAAGUCCCUAUAGUCCAUACGAUUUUAAGUUAGAUUCCCCACCUCCUACGACAGAAGAGUUCACAGAAUACUUUAAUGCUCCAGCGACUUUCAUGGAGAAAGAUUUCUCACUUCUAACUUUAUCAGACCAAGAACAACGCAAACUCUAUGAGGCAGCUAAAGUCAUACAAAAAACUUACAGAAAAUUCCGAAAUAAACAACAAAUGACUCAACAACAGAAAGAAAUGGAGGCAGCUAUUCUCAUACAGAAGUAUUACAGGCGAUAUAAACAGUAUGCAUAUUAUAAGAAGAUGACCCAGGCAGCUGUAUUGAUACAAAGUCAGUUUAGAAGUUAUUAUGCUCAGAAACGGUUCAAGAAGAGUCGUGAUGCUGCUGUGGUUAUCCAAAAUCAAUACAGGACGUAUAAAGAACAUGAACGUUUAAAAAAGGGAGGCAACAAAUCUGUCAUUAUACAACAAAGAUACAGGAGUCAUUACCAAAGGAUACCUAAGCACGUAGGACGUAAUUCCGAUGGACAGAUUGUACAGAUAGUCCCAGAGGGUGCUGACAGAGAGUGGAAAAUUGUCCAUGUUAGGAGGCACACAAGCAGACCAAAGCAGCUCAUCCGACAACAUAUUACAACUAACAGACGAUAACAUAACAGCUCCAUCUAGUGAGGAGAAAUCAAGGGAGAGUAGCAAUCAUUGACACAAACAAAAUUGAUCAACAGAGAUAACAAGAUAAUGAACAAAGAAUAAAUAAGAUAGUAUGAAAAAUGGAAGGUUUAAGGAUUUUUGAAUUUUAUAUUUGUAGUGUUAAGUGUUCAGGUUUUUCCCUUAUAAUGCAUAAUUAUUGUAUUUUUUCCAAUAAUUACAGAAUUAUUUUACUUUCUGGAUGAUAGGUCAGAUAUAAAACUUGGUAUCAACUUUGCAAACUGGCAAUACUGACUUUCUGUCUUUUUUUUUGUAUCAAUGAAAAUUUUAUUUUCAGUGUACUAUUAUAUUUUAUAAAUUGGAGCACCAUUUAUUUCAACAGCAAGUAUGGUAACAUAUAAUUGUUUAAUUGAAUAGUUAACGCUUAAAACACUCAACCCUCGAAGAGGAAAAUUUUGAGAUAAAACUAACAUAUAUUAUAUUUUAUUGUCUAUUCAAAAAAGAAAUCUAAAAGUAUACAAAAUGUUUUGUAUUAUUAGUGCAAUUAGUCACAAGGGCUUUCCAAUAAUUAUUUGUAGUAAUGAGGAUAAGGAGUUAGUGAAUCACUUCUAACACGUGUUUGUUAGGUGGUUUAUUCUGUCUGAAUUACUGUAGGAUAUAUUACUUUAUUAUAGAAUAACACAAUCAUAGCAUUGUUGCCUAUUGAAUAUAUACAUAUACACACAUUGAAGACCUGAAUAUCUCUUUUUUUGUAACUGAGUAGUAAAAUGUGUAAUAUUAUUUUCCUCUACCUCUAUAUUUAAAUGACAGCUAAUAGAGUAUAAUAGAUUUUUGAGGGUAGGGUAGGAAGGGAUUACUGUGAGUAAUUUCGUAAACAUCAAAUGGACGUACAACCAUACAUGAUCUACAAUGCAUGCCCAAAAUUAAAAUUUCCUUUCCUACAUUAAUUUCAAUGGAACAGUUCUGGCAUGUUCUAACUGAUGAUAUCAUUGACAAGUAAUGGAUUAGAUUUUACCAUGACAUGGAGAUAGAGAGUGCUGUAAAAUUUUGGCACAAAUAUUUUGCAUUUUACAAAUAUACCAAGUCUUUGUCAUUAUAAAUUGAUGUGCUCAAUAACCAUAGUGUAUAAAUACAGUCACUUUUUAGGAUUUUAUGAAUUCCCUAUUCAUUUACUAGUUAUCUGAAAAAAAAUUAGACAGUAGUUAUUUAAGGGCAAAAUAUUUAUAUUUAUAAACAUGUUGAGAACUCAUGCUUAAUUAUCAAUAAUAGAAGAAGUGAAAUAUUCAUGUUUAACCCUUUGGAAAGGUUAAUUUUUAGAGCAUUUGUAAACAGAUUUACAAAGUAUUUUAAGUAAGUACUUAUGUUAUAUUUAAUUUAAGUAAAAGUAUUACAGAUAUUUUGCAAAUUACGUAUAUAGAAUUCUCUGUAUAAAUAUUUUGUUAGGAAGUUAAGAUGAUUAAAGAUUACGUUAGAUAUAUUUUGAUUGAGUAUUAUACAAAAUAUGAUCUUUAUUAUGUAUCAAUUGAAAGAUCAAUUAGGUCACAUUUGUUUGGUCUUUCUGAAGGCCCUGUUCUUUCUGGGUACACUGGCUUCCUUCACCAAUAAAAACUGGUCACUGAAAGUUUUGUUUUUAACACCAACAUCUGAACUAAAGAGAUUGACAAUCUCAUCUCAUUUAAUGGUAAGAAAUGUAUUUUUUUAAAGAUUAGAAAUUCUCUCGAUGGAGUAGAUAUCAGCUUUGACUCAUUAUACGAGAAACAUUGUCUUUGAACCAGUUAUAUAUUGUAAUUUUUACUCAAACCUGUUAGUAUUCAGUAGUAAGGGCAACUUAGGCAUUCAAACCUUUUUGUUUGAGCUAAAUGUAGUUGGACAACCUUUUCAUAAAUCCUUUUCAUAUAAAUUAUUAUGGAAAUAGAUUGAAUGUAAUAAAAGACAAAUUGAUUCACUAAUAUAAAAAGAAAAAUGAUUAAAUCCUUAUUAGAUCUUUAAAUGAAAAUAAGUGUUCAAGACAAAGAAUGUUAAUUAUUGUUUGAAACAUAUGGUAAUUCAUAAAAUACUGUAUCUUAUGAAUAAAAUGGAGGAUUAAAUUUUGUAGAUUUACCUGUAAAUAGCCUGUUAAGUUUAAAUAUUUUAAUGUUAUCUCCCCCUUGUUAGUUAGUCAAUAUAAACAGUUUUGGGCUCACACCAUUAUCUCCCCUUGUUAAUUAAUCAGUAUAAACAGUUUUGGGCUCAUUACACCAUUAUCUCCCCCUUGUAAGUUAAUCAAUAUAAACAGUUUUGGGCUCACAACACCAUUAUCUCCCCCUUGUUAGUUAAUCAAAAAUAAACAGUGUUUGGCUCACACCAUUAUCUCCCCCUUGUUAGUUAAUCAGUGUAAACAGUUUUUGGCUCACACCAUUAUCUCCCCCUUGUUAGUUAAUCAGUAUAAACAGUUUUUGGCUCACUACACCAUUAUCUCCCCCUUGUUAGUUAAUCAGUAUAAACAGUUUUUGGCUCACACCAUUAUCUCCCCCUUGUUAGUUAAUCAAAAUAAACAGUGUUUGGCUCACACCAUUAUCCCCCCAUUGUUAGUUAAUCAAAAUAAACAGUUUUUUGGCUCACUUACACCAUUAAACCAUAUAGUCCUGUGUUAUUAUUUGAUUUAUUUUUAGCAGUCAUUUGAAAGUUGAUAUAUGAAGAAGAAGAAAAAAAUCUAUCAAUUGAUUGAAAGAGUCUCAAAUUAUUUAAACUUGUCUUCUACUUUUAUGAAAUAAAUUAUAUAAUAAUUAACAUCCAUAUUUGUUUUAAAAAAUCUUAACCAUUAGUUAAAUAGAACAUAACACAUGAUCGAAUAAAGAUGAAAAAAAAAUCUGUCAAUACAUUAUCCCAGUACAUGUAAAAUAUUUCAUAACUUUAAUAAUAGACAUGAAAAUGAAAUGAAAUAAAGGGCCCUCUAAAUGAAAAAUUGUGAAUUUACCUUGAGCUAAAUAAAAAUCAGGUUAAAAGUGUUGUGUGAGCCCUUUACUUGAACUUGUAUAUUUCUGAUUAAUAUUGUUCCUCAUAUUUAUAAAGUUUCCCCUUUUGAUUGUUAUUGUUUUUUUUCUUGUUGUUAAAUUUAGAAUUUCUAAUUGUAAAUGGCAUAGAUGUUAAAUUAAGAUCGAGUGUAAAUAAUAUUUAAAGAUUUUGUAUUAAUUUUUUUAUGUGUUACAUAAAUUGUCAUGUGUCUUUAUUGUCUCAGAGGUACUACAUCAUAACACUCAUUGGUGAACUUGAGUAACAAUUCUUUCGUCUCGCCUAUGACAUCAGUUGCGUAAACAACACUUAGUCAUACUGUUUCUCGCAUCAACAGUGUCCGCAAUUGUUAAAGCUUGUGAUUAGCUCACAAAGGUGAGACAUCUCUGUGUUUUAAAUUUUUUUUUAUAAAUAACUAUCUACAGCAAAUACUUUAUUUAGAAGAUGUCACAGUAAGAAAGAAUCAAUCAAUAACCUUUUCCAUGACAACCAAGACUUGUUAGAUAUUGACUGAUAUUAGUCAUACCUACUGAUACAUUGUUUACAGUACAAUUAAUAAAUUUAAAGGACCAAUUUUUGUUAGAAUAGUAUAAAUGCAUCUUGUCCUGCAAACUGGAAAUAAUGGUAUGUAUUUAAUAGGAUCAGAAUUUUAUAAUCUAGUCUAAAUGAUAUGACUGUCAAAUCUUACGUCAAGAUGUAUUUCCCCAUUCAUUUAUAUAAUAGUUUUUUAUAUGAAUUGACACCCCUAUAAGCUCAAUUGUAACACGAUAAGGGAUUUUUCACAAGAUUGUUACACAACACAGAUCAAUGCAAAAAUACACAAAUACAAUUUAUCAGCAAUAAUUAAAAUUGUUUUUUUUUUUUUCAAGUUUUUGUUGUCGUCUCAAUGGCCAUUGUAACUUGUACUUAAAGAUAGUUCAGUAUUUUAUACAUUUUUCAGUGUAUUUUUUGUGUAUGUUUCAUAUUUUUAUCACAUUAACAAAUAAUUUUGAGGAAAAAAACAGAUUUUGAACUUUGAUGACUGUGGCAGUUGACUGAAAUUAUUCUCUGUAACAACAGUGAUACGUCUGGUUCCAUUUAAUACAGUCAAUCUGAUGGAGUUUCUCAGGUUUCUUGAUUGAAAUAAAUUACCUUAGUGGAAAAAUCAUAAUUUUCAUUAAUCCUUCAAUAUCUGAUAAAAGAGGCAAAGUUUUUUCAGAGGACAUUUAUUUUGCAAACUGACUGGUAGUUUUAAGUAAACUUACUUAUUGCUAUUUUCUCAAAUUUUGCUUUGAUAUUUUUUUAUGAUAAUUUUUCAUAUCAGGCUACUCGAGUGAUAUGAGUUUUUUUCAGUCGAGAAGAAAGAGAAUGUAUGACAUCAUGAACCUACUUCAUUGACGUUGAUUAGGAAAACAGCGAUAAACAGAUUGUUAAUGGUUUUUCAAACAGGAGGAUGUUACUCGCCCUUCAAUGAGAUUGAAGCAGAGAAACAUCCUCUCGUUUGGAAUACCAUUGAUAAUCUAUAGAUACAGGUACCAUUGAAGACUGUAUGUUGACAUUUGGACAUCUUUUAUUGCUGUAUUUUGUUUUGUUGGGUUGCUGUCUGAUUGACGUUUACCCACAAGUUUUCAUUUAUGCCUAAAGGUAGAUAAUGUGUUGGUGCUAUUACCAGGAACAUUGUAUUGUUUACAUGUUGAUAGUUACAUGAAUGCACCAUGUUAUAGUUGAGCAAGAAGUUCCAUAUCAGGAUAUCAAAUUGUCACAAGAAUAACUGUGAGAAACUGAAUGGUCACAUGACCAACUGUGAGAAACUGAAUGGUCACAUGACCAACAGUGAGAAACUGCAAAUAAUUUUAUUAUAUAUUUUUCCUAAAUGACAAAUGAACUAAAUCAAGCGGUCACAAGACCAGUUUCUAUGAAAAUGCAUAUUCUUUAAUAUUAAUUAUUUAUUAUAAAAUGAACAAAUUAUUGGAAUCUUUUUUAUUUAUCCUUUGUUGUACUUUGUUUGUAGGCAUUGAUCUGAGGAACAAAUAAUCUUGAUAUAUAAUGGCUAACUUUAAAGAUACAACUGAUAACUUUACUACAAAUACAUUUGACUACAACCUUUCAUCAAUUAUCCAGUUUUUCUGGCAAGUUGGUAUUUUAUUUAGAAUUAAGAGCUUUUUUAAAUGAAUCAAGUUAGUUUAACUUAGUUGCUCAGAUGAAGUUCAGUAAAUUUGAGGUAAUGCCAUACAAAACUAUUCUCUUGUUCCAUGACACCAUUUUUCUUCAAAAACAAAUAAAUGAAAGUAUUUUAUAUUUUAUAGGCAGAAAAACAUAGCGGGAGGCAUCUUUUCAAAAACUUCUUGUUUAUUCAUAAGUUAAACUUUAGAACAACUGAAAUUUAUUUAUUUGCAAGUCCCCAAAUGCAUAGAACACAUUUCUGAAGUUGGAUGAGUUCUGAAUGUGAAAUGAUAUUUUAUCGAAUACAGAACCUCAUUUUUUCAUUUCAAUAAAAUGGCAAUAAUACAAUCAGCAAUGUGAACACUUGCAGAAAGAUAUAAUUUUACAACUUGAUGAUUCGGUAAAUUACUGUGAAAGAAAAAAAUAACCUUUUUAGGUAGAAAGUUAUUUAUUCUAGAAAAACUUUAAUUAUACAAAUAUACUUUACCCUGAAUUAAAACUAAUAAUUUCUUUCCUCAGAUCAAUGUCAUUGUAUUGUGAUAUUUUUUGUAUACUUUUCCUAUAUUUAUUGCAGCUUUUUGCAUUUUGUUGAUUAUUUUUUGUAUAUUUUUAUAUUUAUUAAUUAUAGCCUCAAUCAUGCUUCUGUUUACCAUUACACAAUAAACUGCCUCUAUCAUCUGUUAAAA
Mytilus californianus (California mussel) is the source of this 10085-nucleotide messenger RNA. RefSeq names its product calmodulin-binding transcription activator 2-like. Gene Ontology annotation, cellular component: nucleus. The transcript is spliced from 24 exons. The record is from RefSeq and is a predicted model, not a curated record. NCBI's taxonomy places the organism in Eukaryota, Metazoa, Mollusca, Bivalvia, Mytilida, Mytilidae. Bases 253 to 4269 code for a protein of 1338 amino acids. Gene Ontology annotation, molecular function: protein binding; double-stranded DNA binding; transcription coregulator activity. Gene Ontology annotation, biological process: regulation of transcription by RNA polymerase II.